Messenger RNA from Neoarthrinium moseri, 690 nucleotides. RefSeq lists its product as uncharacterized. Bases 1 to 690 code for a protein of 229 amino acids. The transcript has a single exon. Lineage: Eukaryota; Fungi; Ascomycota; Sordariomycetes; Amphisphaeriales; Apiosporaceae. The record is from RefSeq and is a predicted model, not a curated record.
AUGCCCCAAUUCGUCUUCAUCGAACUACCUGGCUUCCGCGUCAAGGAUGCGAGUGGUCACACCGUUAGCCUAGGCUCUAGGGAUAAGGGGUUAAUGGUAGCGCUUUACCAUUAUGUCCGCAGCGGAAUUCGCACAGUCGAGUACUGCGACCUUUCGGCCUCCCUGCUCUUCGCGGGCGGCGAGCCAGACCUCUGGACGUCAUCUAACACGGCUCAUGGUCUGCACGCCGAGGAGAACAUGCUGUUCAGCUAUUUCCAAUCGUUCGACUCGCCCGGCGCCUAUCCGAUCGUAGACGCCCUUCUACUGUCGCACAAGCCCUGCAGCAACUGCAUGAACUACUUCACCCAGUCCGGUAGUGGGCAACAUCUCAAACCCGGCGGCGGCAUCGCGCCGUUCCGCGCCAAGUUUACCCCCCGCUCCGACCGGCAGUACACCCCAGUCUUCUACAUCGAGCGCCGGCUUGACGCUGCGCAGCGGGCAGACCUAUGGUUUCAGCUCGGUAACAUGUGGGCGGCCGAGUUUGGCGACGUGAUCAUCAGCUCGCCUGAGGUUGCUCGGGGCCAUGCGUACUGGGUCAUGCAGGACAGCCCCUGGUAUGCCAUCAAUGAUCAGGAAAACAUGAGCGACGCCGAAAUUGUGCAGGCGAUCCAAGCACAGGGUGCGAUUAUUACUUAUUGGAUUGGUCGUUAG